AUGGCUGCUAACUCUGUUUCGCUUUCCAUCCCCCACACCGUCGCUGCCUCCAAGAAUCUCCAUUCAAUUCAGAGCCGCGCGUUGAUCGCUCCACGAACCAUUUGCUUCCCGUUGGGUUCUAAAACUGGGGAUUUAUCUUUGUCUUCCAAGACUGUUUCCAUGUCUCGUGUCCGAGCCGGUGCGAGUCAGCUGAUGAACGAACCUGUCGACGAGAAACGCUCCAUCACUUCCCCAACAGUCGUCCAAGUUGAUUUAGGCAACCGGAGUUAUCCGAUCUAUAUCGGCGCCGGCUUGCUCGAUCAAUCACAACUUCUCCAAAGGCAUGUUCACGGGAAGAGGGUGCUUGUGGUGACUAAUGAGCGCGUUGCUCCUCUUUACCUGGACAAGACUGUAGAGGCUUUGACUAGAGGUAAUCCAAACGUCACCGUGGAGACUGUUAUUUUGCCUGAUGGAGAGAAAUUCAAGGACAUGGAUACUCUGAUGAAAGUAUUCGACAAGGCAAUUGAGUGUCGCCUAGAUAGACGAUGCACAUUUGUUGCGCUUGGAGGCGGUGUCAUAGGCGAUAUGUGUGGAUACGCCGCUGCCUCUUACCUGCGUGGUGUUAAUUUCAUCCAGAUUCCUACCACUGUUAUGGCACAGGUUGAUUCGUCUGUAGGUGGCAAGACAGGCAUAAACCAUCGUCUUGGAAAGAAUAUGAUUGGUGCAUUUUACCAACCACAGUGUGUGCUAGUUGACACGGACACGUUGAACACACUGCCAGAUAGGGAGAUGGCUUCAGGCCUAGCUGAAGUGAUCAAGUACGGGCUUAUCAGGGAUGCCGAAUUCUUUGAAUGGCAGGAGAAGAACAUUGAGGCCUUGCUGGCAAGGGAUCCAGCUGCGUUAGCUUAUGCUAUAAAGCGAUCAUGUGAGAACAAGGCAGAUGUUGUGUCACAAGACGAGAAAGAAAGCGGCUUGCGAGCGACCCUGAAUUUGGGUCAUACAUUUGGCCAUGCCAUAGAAACUGGCUUCGGGUAUGGAGAGUGGCUCCAUGGAGAAGCUGUUGCAGCUGGCACGGUAAUGGCAGUGGACAUGUCAUAUCGUCUUGGUUGGAUCGACGACUCGAUAGUUGAGAGAGUGAACAACAUCUUAAAACGAGCGAAAUUGCCAACAACCCCACCAGAGAGCAUGACGGUCAACAUGUUCAAGUCCAUAAUGGCGGUGGACAAGAAGGUGGCAGACGGGCUGCUGAGGCUCAUUCUUCUGAAAGGUCCGCUGGGAAACUGCGUCUUCACCGGAGAUUAUGAUCGGGAGGCGUUGGAUGCCACGCUCCGUGAAUUCUCCAAAUCCUGA
This is a messenger RNA of Microthlaspi erraticum, 1329 nucleotides long. Lineage: Eukaryota; Viridiplantae; Streptophyta; Magnoliopsida; Brassicales; Brassicaceae. The record is from the annotation of a GenBank genome assembly.